UUUGCCUUAUAAUUGCUGGAAUGAAUGUAUACCACAAAACCAAACAAACUCCAAUUCCGACAACUGCUAAAAUAUGUCUUCUUCUUCCUCUCAUUCUUCAUCAAACUUUCCUUUGAAGCCAGUCCCAGGUAGCUAUGGCCUCCCUUUCUUCGGUGCUAUCAGAGAUCGUCUAGAUUACUUCUAUAACCAAGGCAGAGAUGAGUUCUUUGCUACCCGAAUUCAGAAAUACCAUUCAACCAUUAUCAAAAUCAAUAUGCCUCCUGGUCCCUUCAUUGCUCAAAACUCUAGAGUCAUAGCUCUCCUUGAUGCAGUCUCAUUUCCAGUUCUCUUCGACACUUCUAAAGUAGAAAAAAGGAACGUUCUUGAUGGAACUUUCUUCCCUUCAGUUUCUUUCACGGGAGGCUACCGUGUCUGUGCAUAUCUUGACCCUUCUGAGCGCAACCAUACCUCGCUCAAAACCUUCUUCCUCUCUAUCCUCGCUUCAAAGCACAGCACCUUCAUUCCGCUCUUUAGAACAUGCUUGUCACAGCUCUUUAUCGAUAUUGAAGACGAAAUUUCUUCUCAAAAGAAAGCAUCUUUCAACUCCUUGAGCGAUGCCAUAUCUUUCAGCUUUGUGUUUCGUCUCUUCUGCGAAAAAGAUCCCUCUACCACCAAGAUUGGAUCUAAAGGUCCAAAAAUGGUAGAUAAAUGGUUAGCUCUGCAACUAGCACCACUCGCAACCCUAAACCCAUCAAGUUUCUUGAAAUAUCUGGACGAUCUUUUGCUUCAUACAUUUCCAUUUCCAUUCUUCCUAGUAAAAUCUAACUACAAGAAGCUUUACGAAGCUUUCUACGAGCACUCAGCUCGGAUUCUUGACAAAGCUGAGAGUUUCGGGAUCAAAAGAGAUGAAGCUUGUCAUAACCUUGUGUUUCUUGCUGGUUUCAAUGCCUAUGGAGGCAUGAAAAGCUUCUUCCCCACGUUGAUCAAGUGGGUUGCACAAGCAGGAGAAAACUUACACACCCAACUCGCCCAUGAAAUCAGGACCGUCCUUAAGCAAGAAGGUGGAGUCACCUUCCAAGCCUUGGAUAAGAUGAUUUUGACCAAGUCAGUCGUUUAUGAAUCUUUAAGGAUUGAACCUCCGGUGCCGUUCCAGUACGGUAAGGCCAAGGAGGAUAUGGUGGUCCACAGCCAUGAUGCAUCCUAUGAGAUCAAGAAAGGUGAAAUGAUCUUUGGAUGUCAGCCGUUCGCUACAAAUGAUCCUAAAGUUUUUCAUAAUCCACGGGAGUUUGUGGGCCAUAGGUUUGUCGGAGAGGAGGCAGAAAAGCUACUGAAGUAUGUAUACUGGUCAAAUGAUCGUGAGACGAAAGAUCCAACGGUAGAAGAUAAGCAGUGUCCAGGGAAAGAUUUGGUGGUGCUCCUAGCUAGGGUUAUUUUGGUGGAGCUUUUCCUACGUUAUGACACGUUGAGAGUUGAGACGAAGAAGGGAAUUGGGUUGGAAUCAUCGGUGACGAUAACUUCGCUGACCAAGGCUACCAGCACUUAAUCAUGAUCGAAGAUCAAGUGCAAUUUGGCGAUGGAAGAGUUGAGUUCACGUGGGCUUGAGUUCAGCUGAUAGAAAUACAUUUAUAUAUUACCUCCUUAAAAUACAUUUAUAUGUUACUUCUAAUUAAUAAUAGUUAAGGUGGCUGGUGGAUAUUAUAAUUAUGUAAAAGAAAUAGCAAACAAAGAAUAAGAUAUUUCAUGCUUUAACAUUUAAAA
This is a messenger RNA of Hevea brasiliensis (rubber tree), 1737 nucleotides long. Its product is annotated as allene oxide synthase 3. Gene Ontology annotation, biological process: sterol metabolic process. Lineage: Eukaryota; Viridiplantae; Streptophyta; Magnoliopsida; Malpighiales; Euphorbiaceae. Gene Ontology annotation, molecular function: monooxygenase activity; iron ion binding; heme binding. The coding region runs from base 74 to 1522 and encodes 482 amino acids. The transcript has a single exon. The record is from RefSeq and is a predicted model, not a curated record.